Oldenlandia corymbosa var. corymbosa is the source of this 2163-nucleotide messenger RNA. The record is from the annotation of a GenBank genome assembly. NCBI's taxonomy places the organism in Eukaryota, Viridiplantae, Streptophyta, Magnoliopsida, Gentianales, Rubiaceae.
AUGCACAUCAAACGUUUGUGCUUUGUUCUACCAACAGAUGUUGAUGAACACGAAGCAAUUGAUCAUGAAAAACUCAAACAAAAAGCCCAUAAACACAGCUCUUGUGGGACACAAGUUAAAAUUUUCAUUCAAAAGUCCCUGUACAACUUCCUUGAUUCAAAAUGGUUCCAUUGCUGUCAACAGAAGAAAGUCACAGAUGAGCAGUUUUCCGGGAUUUUGCAGUUUCAUGACACAGAAGGCAUGAAGCUGUCAUCAUCAUCAACAGAGGAAGUUGGGUCUGCAAACCCAAGAAUUUUCAGCUAUUCUGAGCUUUACAUAGGCUCAAGAGGAUUCAGCAAGGAAGAAUUGCUUGGAAGUGGUGGUUUUGGCAGAGUUUAUAAAGCUGUUUUGCCCAGUGAUGGAACAGUGGUUGCUGUCAAGUGUUUGGCAGAGAAAGGAGACCGUUUUGAGAAGACAUUUGCUGCUGAAUUGGUUGCUGUUGCUCAUCUUCGCCACCGGAAUCUUGUCCGGCUCAGGGGAUGGCUUGUGGAAACUACUAAAAUUGGAGGAACAAUUGGGUACUUGCCUCCAGAGAGUUUUCAGAAAAGAAGUUUCGCGACUGCGAAAUCUGAUGUGUUCAGCUUUGGAAUUGUGGUGUUGGAGGUUGUUUCGGGGAGAAGGGCAGUUGAUCUUACCCUACCUGAUGAUCAAAUAAUUUUGCUUGAUUGGAUCAGGAAGCUCUCUGAUGAGGGAAUGCUUCUACAAGCAGGGGAUUCCAGGCUUUCUGAUGGAUCCUACAACCUUUCUGACAUGGAGAACAUGAUUCAUGUUGGACUUCUGUGCACACUUCAUGAUCCUAAAUCAAGGCCUAACAUGAAAUGGGCUGUUGAUGUUCUUUCCGGAAACUUUUAUGGUAAAUUACCAAGUCUUCCUUCAUUCAAGAGCCAUCCUCUUUAUAUCACUUUGUCAUCAUCUCCAAGCAAUUUUAGCUCUAGCUACACCAUCACAACAACAAAGUCCACCACAACACAAUCCUCGACAAGCGUUAGUAAUGCUGCAUUGAACUCAUCAAACUUUGUCACUGCCACGGGGGAGACUAUGUAUGUUACUGCUGAGUUUGAGAACAGCAUUGUUGUCUCUUCUCACAAAAGCUACAUGCGACAAAGUUCGUUUCCAGUUGUUGAGACUCCAAGGGUCAUCACCUAUAAGGAGAUUAUCUCUGCCACAAACAAUUUUGCUGAUUCUCGAAGAGUUGCUGAGGUUGACUUUGGCACGGCGUAUCUUGGUCUUCUUGAGGAUCAUCACCAUGUUCUUGUGAAGCGGCUAGGCAUGAAGACAUGUCCAGCAUUGAGGUUGCGGUUCUCAAACGAGCUCCAAAACUUGGGAAGACUUCGCCACCGGAAUCUUGUUCAGCUUCGUGGAUGGUGUACUGAGCAAGGAGAGAUGCUCGUCGUGUAUGAUUACAGUGCAAGCUGCGUCUUGAGCCAUGUCCUUUUCCAUCACAAAAAAACCAGCAUGAAAUGGCAUCACCGGUACAGCAUAAUCCGAUCGCUUGCUUCUGCUGUUCACUAUCUCCAUGAGGAAUGGGAUGAACAGGUGAUCCAUAGAAGUAUCACAUCUUCUGCAGUAGUCCUGGAAGAGGACAUGAAUCCUAGGCUUGGUUGUUUUGCUCUUGCUGAAUUUUUGGCUCGCAACGAGCAUGGACAUCAUGUUGUUGUAGACAAAAAAAGGUCUACCUGUGGGAUUUUUGGUUACAUGUCACCAGAGUAUGUAGAAAGUGGUGAAGCAACGACAAAAUCUGAUGUUUAUAGCUUUGGUGUUGUGUUGCUUGAGGUGGUAACUGGGCAAAUGGCUGUAGAUUUUCGCUACCCUGAGGUACUAUUGGUGAGGAAAGUUCAUGAAGUUGAGGAGCAGGGAAGAUCAUAUGAAGAUUUAGUAGACUGGAGAUUGGAUGGAAAGUACAACCCCAGGGAAUUGAAGAGAUUGAUUAAACUAGGAAUCGCUUGUACCAGCUCCAAUCCGGAAUCAAGACCAAGCAUGAAGCAGAUCGUAAGCAUACUCGAUGGAUAUGAUCAAUGGCUGAUACAAAAUGUGCAAAAGCAGGAGGAUAGACAUGAAUGGAAACAAAGUAAUUCAACUUCAUUGUCACUCAUAAGAAGAAUUCAAGCACUUGGAAUACAAUGA